This is a messenger RNA of Fomitiporia mediterranea MF3/22, 4754 nucleotides long. RefSeq lists its product as uncharacterized. NCBI's taxonomy places the organism in Eukaryota, Fungi, Basidiomycota, Agaricomycetes, Hymenochaetales, Hymenochaetaceae. The transcript is spliced from 4 exons. Bases 34 to 4092 code for a protein of 1352 amino acids. The record is from RefSeq and is a predicted model, not a curated record.
GACGAACCCCUCCUCAGACAAAGGGACAGAGGGAUGAUCGUCGCAAGCCCCCGCCCCGUCGCCGCCGUGCCCGAGCUCGCACCGCUCUUGCGGCUGCGUGCGGACGAGCUCCAGCUCCAGAUAUCCCAGAUGCAAAUGGGGAUGGGAGCGACAUUGGGAAUUCCGACACUGGCUCAGUCGGACGAAUGCCAUAACAAGCCUCGAUCACCAUCAUCAGCCAGUGGCGACCAACCGCCCAAGUAUACCAGACACUCGAUCUCGUAUACCUUUACGCACACAACCCAACCCUCCACUUCCUCAACGUCAUCUUCCAUGUCCGGCUCUGCAUCCACUUCGACUUACCGUCCUUCUUUUGAUUCUUUCGACGCGCACUCAGAACAUGCGCCGACGCAAGACCAGCAGCAUAAGGAACAGGCGGAAGGCAGAAGUGCUCCGCUCCAGUCCCUUCAUCCCGAGGAGCAGGAAAGUGCCCCGCCAUACGACUCGUCCUUCGCAGACACGAAUUUGUCUGGUCUCCCAUUAGAGGCAUUAUCCGCACUCUCAUUAUCACGAGAGAACCUUGACGACCUUCGACGCGCGAACUUUGAUGAGCUAGAUGAGCUUGAUCGGUCGGAUGACCGACUGGAUCCAGAUGCCAUUAUCAGGAAGCGGAUCACGCACAACUUCCUCCUGGCUCGUCAGAGUGCAAUCACGUUCGCAAGUUCCGUAUACAGUGACAGAAACCAGCAACGAGAAAGCCUGUAUUCGACCUAUGACUAUGACCCAACCCGCGCAAGUGUGCAAACGUACGGCUCUAGUGUACUCACGUAUGGUUCGCGUGCUUCUCAAUUGAUUGAUGGUGAGGACAUUGGAAUGAAUGGAGGAGAUGGUUCGCGCCCCGUUGCCCCGCUUCCUUGGCUUCCUAGACCAAGUGCGCUCGAUCGGAUACAACACAGUUCGCCACACCUCAAUAUCGUUGGUGGGCGCGCGAGAAGUGGGAGCGUGGGUUCUACUUCGGGGACCGGCCGCCGACCUCUACCGCCACUGCCGACACCGAUCUCUGCCACCAUGUCCACAGGGCUUUCCCCUUACCCACCAUUACCUCCAAUGCGUGAUCGGAGUGUCAGCCUUCCUUCUCGGUCAAACUCUUCCGGUUCUAGCUAUUCCGUUUCAUCUGCUUCCAGUGCUGGGCGUCGUCCUCGGCCGCUUCCACGAACACCGACCUCUGCUGUUUCCAACAACUUACCGGAUAUUCUUGAAGGAGAGUCAACGGAAGGAGUACCGCCGAGUUCAGGCCCGAUGAGGUCGAAUAGCAUGUUCUUGUCACCCACGUCCUCCACAGCUCCGUUGAAUUUAUCCGGGAGAGGACGACGCAGCGCUACUUUUCGGUAUAGUACUAUCGGUUAUGGUCAGGUUUCACGUGCGGCGGCAGCACUCCUCCGAGCAAAUGAGAGUGACCAAAAUGGCGGGCAAGGAGGGAGAACGGGCAAUGGGAACGCUUCUUUGAAUGGCUUAAAGUCGUACGGGAGGACUGUAUCGCGGGCCUCGACGAGGAGUGCUCGUUCCACAUACCUUGUCCCAGAUGUCGACGAGCUCGUGCGCAUCCUUGAUUCGAUGGAUGAUGGGUCUGGGUCGGGCUCGAGUAAUGAAAACGUGCCAGUUACUCCGCUGGCAGGGCCGUGGGAGCCCAAAUACGCGACCCGUAAGACGGAUGAGGGCGAAGAGGAGAUCGACAUCGGUGCCGUACUAUCCCGUAGCAGGAGUGUGGUCAGUGUCCCUUCCAGUGAGAAACGUGGAGCAGCCUCUACGCUUGAGGAUCUCCGCGUUGCGCAGAGUAUUGGGCUACCUACACCCGCUGCGACACCGAAGAGUUCUCCACAUCGUCACCCGACGAAACUUCCGUCGUCAAACUCAAGUACGAGCUCGAAGACGCCUACGAAAGCGAGUACCACUGCAAGUUCGAAGCCUGCUUUGCAGGUGAAGCCGGUGGAUAAGGAACAGCAGUCGCCUGUCCCGACGAGCGCCGAUGCACUGUCCUUGACGAGCUUUCCUCUUCCACCUUUGGCACCGUUGUACAUACCCGCACCCAGUGCGGUAGGCGUUGGAGAUAUGCCAAUCCCCAGUGCAUCGAGUGGGAUUGUGCCGAGUCCGAGUAUGGCAGACUUUGGAAAGAGCCCCGCGGAGCGUGCCACGCUUCCCGGAAUGGUGAAAGAGGAGAAGACGCCAACUCCUCAGCCUACUACUCCACCGAGACACAUCAGUGCAAGAGAAGCGAUUGUAGAUCUCAAGAAUCGCGUCUCAGAACUACCUGUGUUUAAUCUCACCGGAAAGAGCGCACUCAAGAAGUUCCCUGGAGGUGUUCCGCUUCUCGGCCUACCCAAACCGCCGCGCCGCCGUGCUCAAUCGGUAAGCACUGGUGCCAUUUCCAAGGACGCGCCAAACGCGAAGAAAAAGCAGCUCCAGCCUCCGACCAUCGACGUUUCCGCAGCCAACGCACUACCUCCCCCGAGCUCAUUUAGUGUUGGAAAGACCGCGGACGCACAAUCUGCUCCUGCUCAUAGCCUCUUUUUCAAUCAAGAUAAGCCGACGGUUCUCUAUACAACCCCGGCUCCAGCUCCGGCACCGAGCGUCGCCCCGCUUCGAAUCCGCAGAACCUCAAGCGCCGGUCAGACUCAGACGAGCACUCGGGCAGAGGCUAUCAAGAUUCAAAUACCGCCUGCCGUUGACGUGCCGCAAAGUGCAAGUGCUUUACAGACGACUUUCGGAGCGACCAGUGACCUAUUGGUAUCUGGUCGUGCUCAGCGUGCAACGUCAUUCUGCGUCUCUCCGGGCACACCUACGCCGGCUGUUGCACCGCUGAAACUGAAGAUUAGCAAGGCUUGCGCGAAGAGAGCUCGUAGUUCAACCGUUGGGCCAGUCCUCCAGACAGUCUCGAAGCAAGAUGAGCGAAUUAAAUCGGACCUGGUAGCGAUCCCUUCUGUGCCACCAACUCCGCCUCCUAAAAUUUGCAAUAUCUCGGAGACGGACGCUUCCGAGGAAUCGGAGAGCGACCAGCUGCCGACGCCUACAGCAGCCAACCCUCUAGUUUCUAAUGGUGCUGAACCUCUUGGGCAAUUAGGGAAUACGAAGAACUUGUCUGUCCUAAGUUGUGGGUCUUCGCUGUCUGCUCUGCAGCAAGCUACGGGUCACGCCUCGUUAGAUCCAGCCUUCGCGGAUAUUAUCAAGAGUAUUGCGGGCGCGAGCGAGGAGGAACAGAUGGGUAGCUUGUUGACAAUCGCGAGCAGUAUCAACACAGAGCAUCACGCUUCCGGUUAUAAUGCUGGAUUCUUCGCCCCAUUCGCCGAUGCGAGUCGUGAGGACGAUGAAGAGUUCGUCGACAUUGAGGAGGAAGGCGAAGCGACUUCGAAGAGAAAGGAGACUGUCCGGAAGAGUAUGGCAUCGGGCAUCAGUACUAGUGACCGUAGAAGGAGCAAGGGCCGAAGCCUCAGCUCACUGAAGAAACGGCAUUCGACUCGCUCUGCUGCUGCCGUACGGGCGGCCAUUCGCGCUCUCCCUGACCCGAACACGUUCCCAAUUCCCACUUCAGCAGGUAGUGUCGCAACAAACAGCAGCGCUCUCGAUGGUGGUUCGGAUUACACCGGUUUUGGGAUACGUCCAUCGCCACUUCCCAAACUGAAAGUUGUGACGAAGUUCAAGGGUGGAACUGUGCUUCUUCCAGCAUCGACCGCGCCGCUCUCAGCGACGUCGACGAAGUCCUCCAUGUCAACUUUCAGUGGGCACUCGCGCAAUGCGAGCGGCGUGAGCAUUGUCACCAAACGCGUGUCGACAGCUACCGGAUCAAGGAAGAUGAAUCGUCUCACGUUGACGGAUCCACGAAGCCCGAUGACGGAUGCAGCUGUUGCUGCUGCCACGCUCGUCGCUCGCGUACGCCAGAAGCGUGCUGCACUUGCUGCGCGCAAUCGCUCAACUGGAAUCAAUGCUGUUCAUGUACACAAUCAAGGACAGGUUAUCCACAUUCAGCGAGGACACGCACGCACAGGAUCUGGUUCAAGUGGUAAUGCUUUACGGUCAAAACUCAAGAUGUCUGGUAGUGGCUUCUUCGGCGGAUAUUAGCUUGACUGCACGCGCUCUCCGUACUCCGGGCCCUGCCGCCAAUACUGAUGCCGACGCCGUACUGCGCAGUGGCCCGCGGGAACAUCGACCAAUCAUUUGUCGUGUCUGCAAAACGCGAACAAGCGUUGCGUCGUCGCACAAAGGCGAACUGGAUUUAUGUGCUUGAUUUUCAAAUCACCAGACUAUCUCUUCCACUUGAUCCACGAUUACAUGAUAACCACUUCACAUCGCCUUCUAUCUAAUGUAUCGUCGGUCUCAAUACCGGAUUACUAUCGCUACCUCCAUUCCUUAGGGCGCCUCUUUCGCGGAAAGGAUAUAUACGCGCGGAUGGGGUUCAUGGGGCUUUGGCCCUUCUACGAUUUCCUCGUGUAUCAUCAGUGUAGAGUAUCUAUUCGUAAAUUAUCUAGGCUCAGUUUUUCAUCAUGUUUGUAUAUCCCGCUUCGACGUAUAUGCUCUCCCUCUCUGCUAGUCUUGUUUUCCACCUACCUUGCACUUCUUUUGACACUGGUUACGCACUGCAUGUUGUCUUUUUAUUUCGCCUUUGAUUUCCACUGUUGUCAUAUUACAAAUCUUCGUCAAUCUUUUUGAUUUAGCCUCUCCUUUGACACUGUACUUUGGACUUAUGUUCUGCAUAGCAUCUACACUCCUUUACCCCUUUGUUC